Molecule: messenger RNA, 714 nt
Organism: Branchiostoma belcheri (Belcher's lancelet)
Lineage: Eukaryota; Metazoa; Chordata; Leptocardii; Amphioxiformes; Branchiostomatidae
Product: epididymal secretory protein E1-like
Exons: 4
Coding region: 158-619 (153 amino acids)
Biological process (GO): intracellular cholesterol transport
Molecular function (GO): sterol binding
Source: RefSeq, a predicted model, not a curated record
CGUGGGGACAGGCACAAAGUCUACACAUACGUCACUAGAUGGGGUGAUCAGUGGGCGUGGCCUCCAACAACGUAACUGGGCAAGUGCAAAACUCAAGGUCGUGAGAGGACGGAGUGGUCAUAGCUCGUACUGGUCCGUGACCAGCGUUAGGGACACCAUGGCCCGUCUGAUACACGUUCUGGCCCUCGCACUUUGCGUGGGAAUCUCCGUCAUCUUAGGAGAUCCCGUACCGGUCUUUCACGACUGUGGAUCCAAAGUGGCCAAAAUCGACUCUAUCAACAUCACACCAUGUGCAACUGAGCCAUGCCAGCUGGUGAAAGGACAAAACGUCUCCGUGGUUCUGGAGUUCACCACAAACAAGCAGAUAACGAAGGCUAGUGCGGUUGUGCACGCCAUCGUACUCGAUGUCAGGGUCCCACAUGAGAUCCCAAACCCCGAUGCAUGUAAGGAUUCGGGGCUGAAAUGUCCCAUAGCAGCCGGAGGAACUUACAACUAUACCUCCUCCCUCUUGGUGUCAAAGUCAUACCCGCCGAUCAAGUUCGUGGUAGAGUGGAAACUACAAGAUCAGGACGGAGAUGUCAUCUGGUGCUUCCAGGUCCCAGCUCAAGUUGAAGGGUAGCUGUCACGUGGGCUAUGAUACAAAAUAAGAACAAGAAUUCGGAGAUCUCAUACCUCCAUGAAAUAUAUGAGUCUUUGUAAAUGUUUUUUAUUUGU